This is a messenger RNA of Oncorhynchus masou masou (cherry salmon), 1005 nucleotides long. Its product is annotated as low-density lipoprotein receptor-related protein 1-like. Lineage: Eukaryota; Metazoa; Chordata; Actinopteri; Salmoniformes; Salmonidae. The transcript has 8 exons. Gene Ontology annotation, cellular component: plasma membrane; signaling receptor complex. Gene Ontology annotation, molecular function: protein binding; low-density lipoprotein particle receptor activity. The record is from RefSeq and is a predicted model, not a curated record. The annotation marks the transcript as partial.
CUCUGAAUGCAUUGUGUGGUAGUGUGGAUGACUUUGAGUGUGGCAACGGGGAUUGCAUCAACUACAGCCUAACCUGUGAUGGCAUGGCCCACUGCAAGGACAAGUCAGACGAGAAACAGUCCUACUGCGCGAACCGUCUGUGUAAGAAAGGCUACAGGCGAUGUAUCAAUGGACGCUGUAUCGGCCACAUGUUUUGGUGUGACGGGACUGACGACUGUGGAGAUCACUCAGACGAGCUGCCCUGCAACAUGACCCUCUGCAAAGCUGCCGAGUUCCGGUGUCGAGAUGGAAGCUGCAUCUCCAACUCCAGCCGCUGUGACCAGGUGGUCAACUGUGAGGACGCCAGUGAUGAGAUGAACUGCUUGCCAACUGACUGCUCUCGCUACUUCCGUCUGGGGGUGAAGGGGGCGCCCUUCCAGAGCUGUGAGAGGACCACACUGUGCUACCUGCCUUCCUGGAAAUGUGACGGUAAUAACGACUGUGGAGACUUCUCAGACGAGAGGAACUGCCCAGACAAGAAGAAGCUGAAGUGCCCAGUGAACUUCUUUGCGUGCCCCAGUGGUCGCUGUAUCCCUAUGAGCUGGACCUGUGACAAGGAGAACGACUGUGAGAACGGCGCUGACGAGACCCACUGUGAUAAGUUCUGUACGUCCACUGAGUUUGAGUGUGGGAACCAUCGCUGUAUCUCUAACCACUGGGUGUGUGACGGUGCCAACGACUGUGGUGACAAAUCUGACGAGGACGACAGAUGCAAAAUUAAGACGUGCAGCCCGGAGGCGUUCCAGUGUCCCGGCACUCAUGUGUGUGUCCCUCAGCGCUGGAAGUGUGACGGGGACAAGGACUGUCUGGACGGGGCUGACGAGAGCAUCAAGGCUGGCUGCUUGUACAACAGCACCUGUGAUGAGAAUGAGUUCAUGUGUCAGAACAGACAUUGUAUCCCCAAGCACUUUGUGUGUGACCAUGACAUGGACUGCUCUGACGGAUCAGACGAGUCCCCAGAGUGUG